Messenger RNA from Drosophila eugracilis, 749 nucleotides. RefSeq names its product soma ferritin (gene Fer3HCH). The record is from RefSeq and is a predicted model, not a curated record. The transcript has 2 exons. The coding region runs from base 133 to 693 and encodes 186 amino acids. Gene Ontology annotation, cellular component: cytoplasm. Lineage: Eukaryota; Metazoa; Arthropoda; Insecta; Diptera; Drosophilidae. Gene Ontology annotation, molecular function: ferric iron binding; ferrous iron binding. Gene Ontology annotation, biological process: intracellular iron ion homeostasis; iron ion transport.
GUCCAAACCGACCCAGUUGGCAUUCAGACAUAUUGUUUGUGUUUUGGCUUUCAAUUCAAAUUCUGUGGGUUUCUAAAUUUUACAAAAAAAAUCAAAAAAGUUUUUUAAGGAAAAGAAAGGGGGUGGAAAGACAUGGGGCUGUGCUUCCGCAACAUUAAGCGCCACAUGUGCAUGUUGAUGCGUCAGAACUUUGCCAAAAGUUGCGAAAGCAAGCUGAAUGACCAGAUCAACAUGGAGCUGAAGGCAUGCCACCAGUACUUGGCCAUGGCCUUUCAUUUCGAUCGUUCGGAUAUUAGUUCCCCGGGAUUACAUGGAUUCUUUCUCAAGUCCAGUGCCGAGGAGCGUGAGCAUGCUGAGAAGAUCAUGAAGUACAUGAACAAGCGGGGUGGUCUCAUAAUUUUGAGCAGUGUACCAGAACCACUGCCCUGUUGGAAGAACAGUUUGGAUGCCCUAAAACAGGCAUUGAAAAUGGAACUGGAGGUCAAUCAGCAUCUGCUGGACUUACAUGCUCUAGCUGGUAAGGAAUCGGAUCCGAAUCUCUGUGACUUUAUAGAGGCGAACUUCCUGCAAGAGCAGGUUGAUGGCCAGAAGAUUCUGGCGGAUUAUAUUUGUCAAUUGGAGAAAGCACAGAGCGAUGUGGGUUACUAUCUGUUUGACAAGUACAUGGGUUCGGGCAUGCAUGCACCAAAGUGAAACUGGAAGAAUUCGUAUUGCCAUGUGAAUAUUGAAUAAAGAUUCGUAGCCCCCAA